This is a messenger RNA of Rotaria socialis, 1680 nucleotides long. The record is from the annotation of a GenBank genome assembly. Lineage: Eukaryota; Metazoa; Rotifera; Eurotatoria; Philodinida; Philodinidae.
AUGAGUAACAUAUCUGGACCCGAUACGAAACAAAUUCAAUAUGAUCGCCAACUUCGUCUUUGGGGUGAUCAUGGGCAAAAAGCUUUAGAAGCCGGGCGUGUAUGUUUAAUCGGUGCGAAUGCAUUAAGCACUGAAAUUCUUAAAGCUCUUGUUUUACCAGGCCUCGGUUCAUUUACAAUAAUUGAUCAUCAACUGGUAACAUUAGAAGAUUGUGGUUCAAAUUUUUUCGUCCAUCCAUCGAUGAUUGAUCAACCACGUGCUCGUGUUACUUGUGAACUAUUAAAACAGCUUAAUCCUGAUGUACAUGGUACAUAUGUUGAUAAACCAUCUAUUGAUGAUUUACUCAAACAAAAUACAUUUGAUUUUGCUCAAUUUAAUGUUGUAAUAACUGCUAAUCUUCCAUUAAAUACACUAGUUACACUUUCUACUCAUUUAUGGUCACUUAAAAUACCUUUACUUGUUGCUCGAGCUUAUGGCUUUAUUGGUACGAUUCGUCUUCAAGUGGUUGAACAUUAUAUAAUCGAAGCUCAUCCCGAUGAUACAAUACCUGAUCUUCGUCUUGAUCGUCCAUUAAAAUCAUUUGUUAAUCAUUGUAAUUCAGUCGAUUUUAAUAGUUUAACGCGUGAACAACAUUUACAUAUGCCAUCACUUAUUAUUCUAUAUAAAACAUUACAACAGUGGCAAAAACAAACUAAUCGAAUCGAUAUUCCACAUACACGUAAAGAAAGAGAUGAAUUUAAACAAAUUCUUGAACAAUUAUCUCAUCAUUCAGUUUAUGAUGUUAGUGAUUCGAAUAAAUCUUUAGAAAAUUUUGAUGAAGCUAAACGAGUAAUACCAUCUCGUCUUGUCAAUACAACUAUUCCAUCGGCAAUAAAUAAUCUAUUUCAAGAUCGUUCUUGCUUAGAAUUGUCAAAUCAAUCACAUAUGUUUUGGUUUAUUAUAAAUGCAAUGAAAUUAUUUACCCAGAAUGAAGGUCAAGGUUUAUUACCUGUGCGUGGUGAAGUACCUGAUAUGAUAACAAAUACAAGUUCAUAUGUUAAAUUAGUUGAGAUUUAUCAAGAACAAGCAAAAAAGGAUUGUGAAACAAUUCAUAAUUAUUUAAUUGAUUUAUUAAAACAACAUAAUCGAUUUUCAACAAUGUCAUCGAAUGAAGCAGCUACGUUACAUGAACUUGUUCAUACCUACUGUAAAAAUGCAACAUUUUUAAAUGUUAUGAGAACAGCAUCGAUUAAAAAUGAAGAUGAUUCAUUAAAAAAACUAAUCGAACAAAUCCCAUUAGAAUCAUCGUCGGAUGAAUCAGAAUCAGAAGUUUCCUGGUACAUUGGUUUACGUCUAUGUGAUGCAUUCUAUGAAAAAUUUAAUCGUUAUCCAGGUGAAUUUCCUCUAUCGACCAAUGAUGAAACAAAUUCAGAUCAAAGACAACUUGAAAUAGAUUUCAAUGAUUUAAAACAAAUCGGAAGACAAUUAUUAAAUUCGGAUAGGCAACAAAGUUCUAUACGAGAAAAUAUACUUCAAGAAUUAUGUCGAUAUGGUGCAUCAGAGCUUCAUUCUAUUUCAGCAUUUAUUGGUGGAUGUUGUGCACAAGAAGCCAUUAAAUUAAUUACACAUCAAUAUACACCAGUCGAUAAUGUAUUAGUGUACAAUGGUAUUCGUCAAUCUGCAAAUGUAUUUAAAUUAUAA